UUUUAAAUUGGCCGUGACUUUUUCUGGCCUUGGUCACACUGCAGAAUAUACAUAAUAAGACAUAAUUUAAUCUUAUUUUUUGCAGCAUAUCUUAAUAAAUGCGGUGUAUUAUUGGGGUAACAUUCAUGUGCUCGAAUAUAGAAAUUCAUUUUCAAUGAGUUUCUUGACAUAAUUUGUUUGUAAGCGCCUCGUAUUAGAACCAGAAAUGGAAACUUUUGAUGUGACAGAUCGAAGUUGCUGGUACUUUGGUUCCAUGUCCCGUCAAGAAGCAACGGAAGUACUGAUGAAUGAACGAGAACGCGGAGUCUUUUUGGUCCGCGACAGCAACUCAAUUGCAGGAGAUUAUGUUCUUUGCGUGAGAGAAGACACAAAAGUAAGUAACUAUAUAAUCAACAAGGUGCAACAGCAAGAUCAUUUAGUAUAUCGCAUCGGUGAUCAGUCGUUUGAUAAUCUGCCAAAACUAUUGACAUUUUAUACCCUUCAUUAUUUGGACACGACCCCUUUAAGACGCCCUGCACCAAAAAAAGUUGAGCUUGUAAAGGGGAUAUUCGACUUUCUCGGCAAUGACCAAGAUGACUUGCCUUUUCAAAAGGGGGAAGUUCUUACAGUGGUAAGAAAAGAUGAAGAGCAUUGGUGGACUGCUCGUAAUUCAUUGGGACAAGUCGGACAAAUACCUGUUCCAUAUAUACAGACAGUGAAUGAGUGCAACAAGAUCGUGGAGUCAUCGAAGGACCAGUCUUCCGAAUCUUUUAAUGGGGUGUUGAAAAAAACAGACUUAAAUCGAACCCUUCCAGCAUUCGCUCGAGUAAAACAGUCAAGGGUACCAAACGCGUACGAUAAGACUGCUUUAAAAUUGGAUAUAGGCGACAUCAUUAAAGUUACCAAAACUAAUAUCAAUGGCCAAUGGGAAGGAGAAAUGAAUGGACGCAAGGGUCAUUUCCCAUUCACGCAUGUCGAGUUCGUCGAUGAUUGUGAUUUAAUCGAUAACUCUAAAUUUUUUAAUGUUUCAUUGCAUGAAGAAAGAGAAUCUAUGGGACAAUGAAUAACAACACACAACUGUAUUUAAUAUUAAAUUUAAAAUGAA
Molecule: messenger RNA, 1084 nt
Organism: Drosophila ananassae
Lineage: Eukaryota; Metazoa; Arthropoda; Insecta; Diptera; Drosophilidae
Gene: Crk
Product: adapter molecule Crk
Exons: 6
Coding region: 206-1042 (278 amino acids)
Molecular function (GO): protein binding
Source: RefSeq, a predicted model, not a curated record